GGUUAACCAUGGCUAUGCAGAUGAAACCAUCGGUAUCAUUAUUGAUUAUCCUGUUUGGUAUGGGUAGCUGGAUUGCUAUCAAUGGAGUCUGGGCAGAACUUCCUUUACUGGUCUCAAAACUACCUGAAAAGUGGGAUCUACCAACAUAUCUUGUUCUCAUAAUCCAGGUUGCAAACAUUGGACCGAUUAUAUUUACCAUUAUGCGGCAGUACAAAAAGGAUCUGGCUAGUCUGAGGUACACUGCAUAUUUGAUCCUUCUGAUCGGUUUUGCUGCUGCCAUUUUGUUAUCCCAAUUCUGGGACAAGGAGGUUAAGAUAGGGUCAAAGCAAUCGAGUCUCGCGCUUUUAUUCCUCUCGUUCUUAUUUGCUUUAGUGGAUUGCACUUCAUCUGUGGUUUUCCUUCCCUUCAUGGCCAAAUACCCUUCGAGCUACAUGAUUCCCUUUUACAUUGGUGAAGGAAUGAGUGGUGUCAUGCCAAGCAUGCUAGCUUUGGCUCAAGGAACUGGGGGAGACACCUGCUACAACGCCUCUGGUAGUGCGUCCUCUGAUGGACCAAGAUUUGGGGUAAAUGUAUACUUUGGAUUAGUAUCUACGUUGACAGCUGUCUCAGGAAUCGCAUUUUAUUUCCUUAAUAAUUUAGAUGUGAGUCUAAAUGAGAGGUAUGACAACAUUGCUGUGUCAAGCACUCUUCCUGCACAAUCACCUGAUCAGGAAAGAGCUGCAACUCCAGAAGAUACUGCUUCAUCUGCUUUGGAUCCUAGUGAGACAAAGUUGGCCAACAUCCGAGUAUAUGAUGUGUUUUGUGGUGAAAGAAGGUCGGAGCUUGUUGAUACUAAAUGGAAUUUUAUCCAGCUUUACACCAUCAUUGCCAUUGUUUCUGCCCUCGGAAAUGGAGUUAUCCCUGCUAUAUUGUCGUAUGCCUGUCUGCCUUAUGGUCCUACAGCCUAUCAUCUGGCUACUGAGCUGGCGCUUUUUACCAACCCAAUUUGUUGCUUCCUUGCUUUCUUCGUUGCCUGCAAAAGACCUCCUGUCCUUGGAAUCCUGUGCAGUGUUUCAGUGUUCAUUGCCACAGUCAUCAUUUACACAGCCACACUGUCUCCGACUCCUUGGCUCGUUGGUACAGGAUGGGGUUCCUUCCUGAUCGUCCUGCUCAACAUUCUGUGGACUGGAUCUACCUCCUACAUCAAAGUGAACGUGGCAAGUGUGCUACAGAAGUACGGCGAGAACACGCUGUUGUUCUGUGGUAUAGUCACUCAGUUAGGUUCAUGUUUGGGUGCUGUCAUCAUCUUCCUCGUCAACUUCAAGACUAAUUCUUUUACACCUUGUUGAGGUGGACAUUUUUUUAGGUUCUGUGUAACUUAUAUAGUAGAUCAAUAGCAGCUUCGAUGAGGUCAUUUUGUUACAUGGUAACUAUUUAUAAAAUCAAUGGGAGGGUUUUAAGAAUUAUUCUCGUGUCAAAUUACAAACCUUUGACAUCAUAUUUUUUGUGCAUGUACAUUUGAUUUCAUAUCAUAUUCGUCCAAAUAUUGAGAUAAAGGGGUCUUUUAAAGAUAAAAUGGCUUCAUAGGGCGUCAUCCUGAAAUUUAUGUGAAAGUGCCCGAAAUUUUAUUUUGAGAUAAUAGUUGGCCAACAAAUUCACGUUCAUGACCAAACUAAACUUUUGAAGGGAUCACAGACCCCAUACGCCUAACAGUGCCUGUUGAGUGACCACGCCCAAUUGUGGUCGGCCUAAAAAUUCCAAAUCAACCCAACAUGGGCGAUAUUUUUGUUGCUGCCAAUCUUAUUAUUUCAUAUAAAUUUGGCGAUCAAGUUCUGAAAUUUGUUAGAACUAGUAUAUCUUCAGUGGGCAAGAUCAAAAAUAUUUCUUAAAUGUUUUUGGUCGCAUAUUUAAUAAUGAAGCUCAUCAAGUCAAAAGCUGUUCAAAACAUUAGGAAUGAUCUCAUUUAAAUUGCUAUUGAUCGUUAACAUGAUGUCUACUUUGGCACAACCAAUUCCCCCGGCAUCCUCCCAUAAGACUGCCAUACCCCAGAGGUAGGCAAAGCAUCCACAUGCUAUCCUCUCGUGGCCCGUGGGCCACCAAGGCCAAGCCUCUCUUUCUUUUAUAAAUUUUUUAAAUGAUGUCUGGUUAUGAAUUUAUAUUAGUUUGCUCUCACAAAAUGGUUCAAUAGUUAUGUGUAAUAGUUUAAAUUAUGUAUAUUAUUAUUAUGAUAUGUUAAGUGAGUGACCCUCACACAUUUUACUUUUUAGUGACCCUUUUAAAUUUUCGUUUAUCACAUGUAUCACGUGUAUGUUUAAAUUAUGAAGUUUUCACUCAUAAAAUACUUAAAUAGUUUUACAAUAUAGGUAUUAGUUAUUACAUAUCACGUAUAAUUAAUUAUAAUGAUAUUAUAUUAAGUGAGUGACCCUCACACUGACCUUAAUAUAGUUUACUUUUAGUGACCCUAAUUAUUUUCUAUUAUGAUCGCAAAAACUAUUAACUUGACGCAUUGAAAUACCAGCUAAGAACUAUCCCACGCCCCUGUCGCCCUUAGAUGUUUCCUUUAGUAUCAAGUUACUAACUGUACCGACAUGAUUGUCAACUGAUUGCAUAUAAUAUCAUGCUACUUAGCUUGUAUUUGUGAAUUGUGAAUUGUGAUUGUUUGCUAUCACUAGGUUUUGUUUAUCAUCGAAUCAUUUUGUAGGUGCCAACUUUUAUCUUGUACAACCAAACACCAGACCUGCUAAUCCCGGACCAAGUUUCUUUAGCGGAACAUUAAGUUCAUUUAGAAUUUAUCUAACUGAUCAAUUAAACGUCCUUCAAAAUAUUGCGUCUGGGGUUAGAAGAGUCCAAGACAUGGUAAUGAUGAUAUUCAUUUUGUAACGGAUGUAAUUGAUAUCACAAUCCCCUGCUAGUUUAAAUUUAAUCAAAUUAUGGCUUCCAUAUUAUGUGAUUAUGUAAUUUGAGUGCUGCAGGCUGCAGCCUUUUGAUUAGACAUAAUAAGCUUCAUGUUUAUUGUAGAUAAUUUAUUGAACAGUAGUAAUUUAUUAUUCAUCAAACCAUUAAUUUAUU
This is a messenger RNA of Bolinopsis microptera, 3048 nucleotides long. Its product is annotated as solute carrier family 52, riboflavin transporter, member 3-like. Gene Ontology annotation, cellular component: plasma membrane. The record is from RefSeq and is a predicted model, not a curated record. Gene Ontology annotation, biological process: riboflavin transport. NCBI's taxonomy places the organism in Eukaryota, Metazoa, Ctenophora, Tentaculata, Lobata, Bolinopsidae. Bases 9 to 1328 code for a protein of 439 amino acids. Gene Ontology annotation, molecular function: riboflavin transmembrane transporter activity. The transcript is spliced from 2 exons.